CAUCCUCAUCCUCAUCCACCUCCGGCUGUGCUGACUCGGUCGCUCCUGUCUGUCAGCAGAACCGGUGGGUUCUCCUGGUGCUCCCAGCAUGUCACCGGACCGAACCUGGGAUGAGAGUUCGGGACUGAUCCACUGAGGAUUUCCAUCUUCCAGAAAACAGUUGUUGAAGAUUCAAACCGAACCUAACAAGUUUUGCGCACCGGAAUGUGACAGAAACUUCUCGUGAUUCUGGUUCUGUUGCGUGUCUGGAGUGGGUUCAUGUCCCAGAAUCUUCCUCUUCUGGACCGGACAGUAGAAACUCACCAGUACUUGUGGAUGAAGAUGGCUCAAAGGUAUGAAGAGCUGGCUCCGUAUGGACCCAUGGAUGCUGCAGGACCCCCCUCCUCCAUGUACGGAGAGCCGCACGCGCCGCGGCCCCUGGCCCCCCUGCAUCACUUGACCCACGCGCCCCCUCACCACUACGGGGCCCACGCGCACAGCCUCGUGCCCGACGGGCUGAAGAGAGACAAGGACCAGAUUUACGGGCACCCGUUAUUCCCGCUCCUCGCGCUCGUCUUCGAGAAGUGCGAGCUCGCGACCUGCACGCCCCGCGAGCCCGGCGCGGCGGGCGGAGACGUCUGCUCCUCCGACUCCUUCAGUGAGGACAUCUGCGUCUUCUCCAAGCAGAUUCGCGUGGAAAAACCCAUAUUUUCAUCCAAUCCGGAGCUCGACAACCUGAUGAUUCAGGCCAUUCAGGUUCUGCGGUUUCAUCUCCUGGAGUUAGAAAAGGUCCACGAGCUCUGUGAUAACUUCUGCCACCGGUACAUCAGCUGCCUGAAGGGGAAGAUGCCCAUCGACCUGGUCAUCGAGGAGCGGGACAUCUGCAAGCAGGACUUCGACGACCUGACCGGCUCCUCCACGAACCUCGCGGACCUCAACCCGGCGUCCUGGAGAGACAUGGACGACGUCCACUCUGCGCCCUCUGUGGGGACUCCCGGGCCCUCCAGCGGGGGACACAUCUCCCAGGGUGACAGCACCAGUGAUCUUGGAGAUGGCCUUGACAACAGCCUGGCGUCGCCGGGGACGGGGGACGAGGACGAGCACGACAAGAAGAGGCAGAAAAAACGAGGCAUCUUUCCCAAAGUGGCCACGAACAUCAUGAGAGCAUGGCUGUUCCAGCACCUCACACACCCGUACCCCUCAGAAGAACAGAAAAAGCAGCUCGCACAGGAUACAGGUCUCACCAUUCUUCAGGUGAACAACUGGUUCAUUAAUGCACGGAGGAGAAUAGUCCAGCCCAUGAUCGACCAGUCCAAUCGAGCAGUGAGUCAGGGAGCAGCUUACAGCCCGGACGGUCAGCCAAUGGGAGGCUUUGUUCUGGACGGGCAGCAGCACAUGGGUCUACGUCCUGGAGGCCCUUUGGGUGGGAUGGGCAUGAACAUGGGGAUGGACGGGCAGUGGCACUACAUGUAACCCACCGAGGCCAGCCGAACUGACCAGGUCAGCGCCUCCAUGUGGGCUCAGGGAUCUCCUCCUGCCUGAUGCUGCAGAGGUCAAGCCCGCCCCUCUACCCGUCCUCUCCAUGUGGACCACCUCGUCCCUUCCCGCUCACAGAAGCUCAGGUCUCCACGGAAACGCCUCACUUGUGAUCCUCAGAGGACUGGAAGGACAUGAAGGACUUCACAGCGAGGAGAAGCAGAGCUCUUCUUCUUCACCUCCUUUCAACUCCUCCGUUCUUUUUCAAAUCACCUGAAAAACACCUGGCUGAGUGUUUUGCUCUGAUUGGCUCCUUCUGCUUCAGACUAAGACCACGCCCCCUCCCUCUUCCAUUGGACCUCCCGGAUGACUGGGCACUAGCAGAACCAGCAGAGAACUGAUGCUAGCCUGAGCAGUUGUGUUGUAAAUAUGUGUUUCUGUCCAUCACCUGUGGUCAUGUGACCGAGCCCUACCUGUGUGCUUUUGAUCU
This is a messenger RNA of Oryzias melastigma (Indian medaka), 1945 nucleotides long. Its product is annotated as homeobox protein Meis1. The record is from RefSeq and is a predicted model, not a curated record. Lineage: Eukaryota; Metazoa; Chordata; Actinopteri; Beloniformes; Adrianichthyidae. The transcript is spliced from 13 exons. Gene Ontology annotation, biological process: positive regulation of cell population proliferation; eye development; embryonic pattern specification. The coding region runs from base 259 to 1452 and encodes 397 amino acids. Gene Ontology annotation, molecular function: RNA polymerase II cis-regulatory region sequence-specific DNA binding; DNA-binding transcription activator activity, RNA polymerase II-specific.